Molecule: messenger RNA, 1541 nt
Organism: Gossypium raimondii (Peruvian cotton)
Lineage: Eukaryota; Viridiplantae; Streptophyta; Magnoliopsida; Malvales; Malvaceae
Product: protein DOWNY MILDEW RESISTANCE 6
Exons: 4
Coding region: 232-1245 (337 amino acids)
Source: RefSeq, a predicted model, not a curated record
CAUCUAAAAUUAACAAAAAAAAAUUCAGAAUGAGAGAGAAGUUAUCCAAUCCACCACUAUAAAUAAAAUUACAAAGAUUCAAGUCGGAACAUGGGUAUUCAUCGUUCACCUGGAAGCUAAUGAACUUGGUGAACUAAGCGAUACUACCCUUUUUCUAUCGGAGCGUGUGAUUAACCCCCGUCUCCCCCACUCCCUCCAACUCUGUGAAUUCAUUUUUCUUUGGUGGGUGUCAUGGAUACGAAGGUUCUUUCUUCUGGAAUCCGCUACUCUAAUUUGCCCGAAAGUUAUGUGAGACCUGAAUCUGAGCGUCCCCGCUUGUCUGAAGUGUCGCAGUGCGACAACGUCCCAGUCAUCGACUUAGGGUGUGACGACAGGAGCCAUAUUGUACAACAAGUUGCUCUUGCCUGCAUCAACUAUGGUUUCUUUCAGGUUAUUAAUCAUGGAGUGUCGAAAGAAGCGGUGGAAAGAAUGUUACAAGUGGCGCAUGACUUCUUUGGGUUGCCCGUGGAGGAGAAGAUGAAGCUUUACUCAGACGACCCUUCCAAAACAAUGAGACUUUCCACCAGUUUUAAUGUUAAAAAGGAGAAGGUUCAUAACUGGAGAGAUUACCUACGAUUACACUGCUAUCCUCUCCACAAGUAUGUUCCUGAGUGGCCUUCCAACCCUCCUUCCUUCAAGCAAAUCGUAAGUGAUUACUGUGUACAAGUUCGAGAGCUUGGUUACAGAUUACAAGAGCUAAUAUCAGAGAGCUUAGGCCUGGAAAAAGAUUACAUAAAGAAGGUUCUAGGGGAGCAAGGGCAGCAUAUGGCCGUGAACUAUUACCCGCCAUGCCCGGAACCAGAGCUGACAUACGGAUUGCCUGGACAUACAGACCCCAAUGCUCUUACGAUUUUACUUCAAGACCUCCAAGUGGCGGGUCUUCAAGUUCUCAAAGAUGGCAAGUGGCUUGCUGUUAAUCCCCAACCAAAUGCUUUUGUCAUUAACAUUGGCGAUCAAUUACAGGCAUUAAGUAAUGGGACGUACAAGAGCGUGUGGCAUCGGGCAAUCGUAAAUACCGAUAAGCCAAGGAUGUCUGUUGCUUCCUUCCUCUGCCCUUACGACCAUGCCCUGAUCAGCCCUGCAAAACCUCUCACCCAACAUGGAUGUGGAGCCGUAUACAGGGAUUUUACUUAUGCUGAGUAUUACAGUAAGUUCUGGGGCAGGAACCUGGACCAAGAACAUUGUUUGGAACUUUUCAAGAACUAAUCGCUUGGUCCUUGCCUACUUUUCAAGAACUUGCCAGUUAUUUCCUCCUAGCUGCCCCUUUACUUGUCCUGGUGCAGAAAGAUGGUUUUUUCUUUACCAAAAAUGCAAAAACCGAAAUUUCACCAAACACCCCUUAAUAAUAAGGUAAUGAUGCAUAUUGCUAUAUUGCUGGCUGGCGAUGGCUACCCACUGUAACUUAUCCUUUUGUAGAAACUUCCCUACUACUGCUGCUUGUGGUUUGAUUCUUGGCCCACAUGUCAUUAUUUUGUAAUGAAAAUAAUAUUGCACUUCCUUUA